AAGCGAGCUAUAUACGAAAAGAAUGUGUAUGGCAUAAUUGGCAUUGCAUAUUUUUGUCAUGCAGGCCACGGCUUUGGGUAAGAAAUUAAGUUCACGCAUUUGAAAUUAUUGGCGUACAUGGCACGGCGUGGGAUAUGAAAAUUAAGUAGGUCCUAAGUAUAGUCCUGGAGGGACAGCUCCCUACUCGUCUGCUGGUGUUGUACGUGGAAUCGCAUUCCCAUUGUUCCAGUUGGUUCCAUUUGGUUCUGGUUGGUUCCAGUUGGUUCUAGUUGUUAGUUCUUGAUGGUUCCAGUUGUUAGUUCCUGUCGGUUCCAGUUGGUUCUGGUUCAUUGGGUUUCCAUUGGUUCCAGUUGGUUCCAGUUGUUGGUUCUUGAUGCUUCCAGUUGUUAGUUCCUGUCGGUUCCAGUUGGUUCAAGUUGGUUCUGGUUAAUCGGGUUUCCAUUGGUUCCAGUCGGUUCCAGUUGGUUGCAGUUGUUGGUUCUUGAUGGUUCCAGCUGUUAGUUCCUGUCGGUUCCAGUUGGUUCCAGUUGUUUCUGGUUACUCGGGUUUCAAUUGGUUCCAGUCAGUUCCAGCUGGUUCCAGUUGUUGGUUCUUGAUGCUUCCAGUUGUUAGUUCUGUCAGUUCCAGUUGGUUCGAGUUGGUUCUGGUUAAUCGGGUUUCCAUUGGUUCCAGACGGUUCCAGUUGUUGGUUCUAGUUGGUUCAAGUUGUUGGUUCCUGAUGGUGCCACUUGUUGGCUCCGGUUGUUGGUUCCAGUUGAUUCUGGUUGGUGCCUCUUGGUUCUUGCUUGUUACAGUUGAUUUUCAAGUGGUUUCAGUUUGUUCCAAUUGGUCCCAGUUGGGUUCGGUCGGCUCCAGUUGGUUCCUGCUGGUUCUGGUUAAUUCGAGUUGGUUCCGGUUGGUCUCAGUUCCCUUAGUCCCUUUUGUUUCCGGUUGGUUUGUGUCGGUUGCAGUUGCUCGUUCCUGCUGGUUCCAGUUGGUUCCAGUUGAUUCCGGUUGGUUCCAGUUGGUUCCAGUUGGUUCCAGUUGGUUCCAGUUCCCUUUGUCCCUGCCGGUUCACAACUGUUUUUUUUUCUGUUUUUUUUUUUUUUUUUUUUUCAAUUGCCGGUUCACAACUUACAAUCGUACCCUUGCGUCAUCUGGCGUCUUUACCGUGGCUGAAGACAUCGAGCUGCUCUUCGACUUUCGCGUGGGAGAGAACAAGGGCUGAGGUUGAAGAAAUUCAGCCCUGCAAAGGAUGGUGUAGACGAAGGACGAGGUUGACGCUGCUCAUCUCAUGCCGCACCGGUCCUUAGUGACAAGAAGCAGGUGCCUUCGUACGAUAAUAGAAGAUGCAUAGUAGCGAAUAUUCAAUGUAGUGUGAUGAAGAUUAUAGGGACGCCGACAGCAAUGCUGACGAGGACGAUGGCAUCGCGAGGGAUGACGAGGACGAUGACCACGACAGCAAUGCUGACGAGGACGAUGGCAUCGCGAGGGNAGGACGAUGGCAUCGCGAGGGAUGACGAGGACGAUGACCACGACAGCAAUGCUGACGAGGACGAUGGCAUCGCGAGGGAUGACGAGGACGAUGACGGCCGCCGGAACACGGCGGAAAUUGGUUUGGUUCCAUUCUCUAAUGGGAGGCAACAUUGCCUGGUCUGUGGUCCUGCUGGUACCUUGAGACAACGGGGAAAAGGUUCAAAAAGCACAGUGCAGCGUGUGCUGCAAUUGGUGAGCCUCACAUAAACGAGUUGUGGAGAGAGAGAACCCACUGCUCAAGGUCCCUGUCCCUUUUUUUUUCUUUCUUUCUUUUUUUUUUUUUUACCGAGUAGAGCAAGGGUGCAUUUUGCAAUGGAGUAAGAAAAGAAGAAUGCGAAAAAACGUCAAGUGAGGAGCAAGGUAGUCACAGUCCUUUGUCUUUCUUUUUUUUUGUUGUUUAAUCAUUUUCUUCUUCCCAGGAUAGAUAACUCAGGAAGCAGCCUGCAGGUAUUUUGCCUGCAUGUCUGAUAUAUCUACUGGUUAAGUGCUCCGUGAUUGACGAGCUAACAGUGAUCCUCCGCCGAGUCAGACCACGUCCUCGUCUCCUCGCCUCCGGUUCCUUCUGCCCGACUGGCUGCCUCACACAUUACUAUUGUCUUCCCCCGAACGUAACGCAUAUGCGGUGUAUUUGAGUUUGAGAAAAAAAUAUCGAAAAUGAUGGAAAAUCUGAAUAGACCACAUGCGUUGUAUUAAGAAAGAAGGGCUGUUUGAAUAGAACGCAGAUGCGCUGUAUUCGAAUAGAAAGCAAACUAUGCGCUGUAUUCGUUGACAAUGAAUACGCGUUAUGUUG
Molecule: messenger RNA, 2305 nt
Organism: Chara braunii
Lineage: Eukaryota; Viridiplantae; Streptophyta; Charophyceae; Charales; Characeae
Source: the annotation of a GenBank genome assembly